GGGAGGGCUUUGCUCACAAAGACCCCCAACUGCAGAGAGAGAAGGAAGGAGAGGGCAGACAGAGAGAGGGGACAAAGGCACCCAGAGAGAGUUACACAGGGAGGGAGACAAAGGAGGUGUGAGUGUGAGUGGGUGGGGGAUCCAUGAGUGAGACCCAUGCACAAUACAGCUGAGAGACUGCAAAGUAACAGGAGAGACAGGGGGAUGGGUGACAGAGGGGGGAGCCCUGCACAUUCUCAUGGCAUGUUAUAGAGUGCAGGUAAAUAAGAGACAGCUUUGGCAAGCAUUGGGAGAGACCCCCAGGAGAGUGCUGGAGGGUAGCAUCAGGAAUGACAAAGAGACUAUAUGAUACCUUAGGGGAAAGAAAGAGACAGACUGAGAGCAACCAUUGUCACUGCCCAAGGAAGAGACAUCCUGGAAGGCAGAGAAGCCAUAAGGUGACAGCUGAUAACAUGUUGUGGAUUUCAGGAUAUCUCCCAGGGAUGUAACUCAUCCUACCCAGGUACACCACCUUUCUCAUUGUACCCCACUAUUACUCAUUCCACCUGUCCUCCCUGAUAAGCCUUCUCUUGCAUGGCACAGCAGGGGGCUAGUUUGAAUCCAGCUUAGUGGGCCUUCAGUUAGGAUAUCAAGGGGUUAAAAGACCCACCAUUAUUAGAUGUUGUGUUUUAGCAUCAGUUCUGUUUGUUUGGGUUAAAUGGUGAAUUCACUGCUUGGAAAACAGAGACAAUGCGAUCAUCUGGUUUGUUUUUUCCCAGUCUGUGUUUGUUUUUCUGACAGUUUGGGAAUCAGAGAUGCUUUGUGAUCCACUAGAGCUCCAUAACAUGCCCAUUCAGUAUUAGGGUACCCAUUCUCCAUCAGACUGGGUAUGGAGGUCUGAUCCUACAAUAUUCCUUUACCACCUGUGAGUGUUUACAAUGUGUGUUAGGCAGACAGAUGCCAUGAAUACAGUGUAAGAGAAUAAACUCACAUGAUCAGAUCAGAAUUAUUAUGCUAUUGCUUAUCAAUACUGCAGAAUAAGUUGGCAUUCCAGUACUAAGAAUAUUGAUACAAUAGGGAGUUGUAUGGGUGAUCUCUGUAUUGUUCCCUGGCUCUUGCUCAAGGUGAUGUACACACCAUGUAUGAGUGGUGGGGGUUGUCAAACUUGUCCCUUCCUCUCAUAAAUAUGGUCCCUGCAGUCUAGAGGCUGACUGAGAAUGAUGGGAGUUAUUACUGAACUCUGGUGCAGAGUGUACAUGGAAUGCAGGGGGAGCAUGGAUUCAGUUGCAAGCAACCACUUCCCUGGAAUUCAUGGUAAUUCCAAUUCUGAGCAUACUGGGAGUUGCAGUCCAAAGCAACUAUAAGAGAGCUGUUUAGAUAUGUUGAAAGAAAACUGUGUUAAACCUAGAAUGGGAGAUAUUGUAACUCUCUGUGGGAUACAGAAUUUAUAUUAUUCAUGUUUCCCAAAUAUAUUUCCAUAUAUCAACAAAUUUUAAUUGAAAUUUAAAAUGAAUUAAAAUGUAUAAGCAUUGUGUUGUGUGUCAUGGGAGUGAAGAUAUGGAAGCAUAUCCUUCCAAAUGACCAGGGUCUCAGAGGGAAUUCUGGCAUAGCUACCAGCUGUCCUAAUAUUCCAGCGAUUUGGAAAAUUAUUUUAAAACUGUUUGUUCAAGCCCGAGCCCCAAGAGUUUUAUUUGGAACUCAAAACUCGCUGUAACCAAACACACUGUUAAGGUUAUUCUCGAAUUACAGGCUUAUUUACCAAUAACAGGCUUUUUCAUGAAUUGACCAGGAUUAUUCACAAAAGUCAGAAUUUCACAUUUUAGGUCAAAGUAGCCAAAUUGGAUGCAUACUUGACUUAGUCAAGAUGUCUUCUAUUUUGCCCUUAAAUUUGAAAUGUAUUUGAAUUCACUUUGAAUUCUCACAUUAGUGAAUAAUCCUGUGAAUUAGAAAUCAAGUUGUGAAAUUUUGGCAAAAAUUGCUCAUUGGAAAAACUUUUGACAGAGGGUUAUUUUAUUUUAAUUUUAAUUCACUACAACUUGUUAUUUCUUAAAUAAACCAUCAUGUCAAUAUGUUUAAUCACAACACAUUUACCGCAAAGUUUAAUGGUUAUUUUUUUUUUUUUAUCAUCUGAAUUAAUUGUUGAUAAAUAGCCACAAAUCCCACACACGUAGAUCAGUCCUGCAAGAGUUACUCUCAGCUGAACUCUGCAAUUGAAAGACUGGCUUAGCCAGUGGCAAUCUGGGCCUGGAAUUCUCAUUUUAUUUCUGUAAUAUUAACAGUAUAAUCAUUUCACAUUUUCUAUACUCCCGUACAAACAGGGGAAGAUUGCUCAUACUGUUUUGGAAAGUGAAUUGGUAAUGGUUCAUGCGCAAGAUUAAUUAAGGACAGAGAUCAUUUGCAUUAACUCUGUCUAUACUAGGGUGAAUUCUCUGGAGGGCUAGCCUCAGCUGUCUUGAUGAGACGGUUUUGCUUCUAUUGGAGGGAAUUACAGCUUUACACAAUAAUCCACUGGUUUGGCUCUAGCAAGAAAGAGAUGAACAUAACAGAGGAUGUGAGAGGCAGGGGGUUAAAAGACAAGGACAGGAGUGAAGAUUUUUAAUAUUAAAGGGUUAAAGACAAAUGUUCUGAUUCUAAUAGAAUGUGACGUGCACAUUAUACCACAGUGCUUAAAGAAAAUGCAAAUAUAUUAUUUUAUUAUGUAUGUAUAGUGUUUAUUAUUAUUAUUAUUAUUGAUGUUAUUAAAUAGCAAGGUGUUUAUAUGGAUGAGUAACUAAGAUUAAAAAAAAACAUAUGUAUGGAUGCUCAGGGUAGUAUAGAAAAUAAAAUUAGUUACAUUCUGAAAAAUGUAUUUGCUCAUAGUCUUCUACGGAAUUAUCAAGGGCGAUAAAAUGUUUUGGAGGUUUGCAGAAUAAUGCAGCCUUUAUACAGCAAAAUUGAAGAUGGUGUCUGAAAUAUUAGCAUAAAAACACAAAUACACAAAUGGUCACAGUAGGCAUAAAUAAAACUACAAUCAAACAACCUGCUUUUAGGCAGGGAUUUUAGGAAUGUAGCUUCCUAAAAAUGCCAGCACAAUGGGAAUACAUAUUUGUUUGAGAAUAGUACCCAUAUCUGUACUAUAUAGGACUUUGCAAUCUUCUAUCAGAAAGGGUUAGUCCCAAAGUCACACUAUACAUUGAAUGAUUUGUGUAUCUUAAAUCUUAUAGUGUAGAUAGUGAAUUUUAAUUUAAGGUCAGAUUAGCCGAACUUGAAAAUUCUCUAAGUUAGCUAUGCUGUCAGUUCUGCUACUAUGGUCUUCAAUGUGAAUUUCACAUUGAAUUUUCACUUUACUAAAUAAUCGUGAAUGUGUUAGAUCAGGGGUUAGGCAGCCUUCGGCACUCCCGAUGUUGUGGACUGUGUAGAUACAUGUAACUGAGCUCUCCGUGUGUCUUUUUAAACAUAGGCUGUAUUGGUAAUAAACAUCUCUGCAUGGAACAAACACGUCAAGACGGCUGUUGAAAGCAAGGAGCGUGGAAGAAACAGGCAAGGCCGGGGGGAACAUGACAUCCACUAUGCAAACGCUGCACUUCCAGCUGCUACCCCCUGAUCCGGGGCAGGACUGGCCUCCCCCAUGUGAACAAGAAAUAGAGAGGAGGUACGAGGUGGUUCCCUCGGUGGUUUGCGCCAUGUGCUGUCUCUUUGGCAUCAUCUAUUGUUUUUUUGGUAAGCAUUUAAAAAAACCAAAAUUCACAAACAAGAAACAUGAGAGUGACCCUUUAAAUGCCAUGAUGCAACUACAAGUCAUCUGAUUGGCUAAGUGAUCGUAAAUGAAAAAAACUAAAUUGUUAAAACCGAAGCAAACACAAUACUGUGUGUGCUAUUACAGGGAAGAACAAAAAUAUAAAAUAAAUAUUAACUUAUUGUAUUAGUAGUUAUAAAGUGCAAGGCCUACAUUGCUGCGAGUGACUGUUUUAUACAUCACUCCUUCACCUCCAACUUGCUACACAUUGACAACUGCCUCGUAAAGUAUAAACCAAAAUCUCAAAUAUAGGAAUAAUUCUCAAUAAUUACACUCCCACCAACCAACGUGAUAAUCUCUGUCACUUGGAAACACAUCGAUCGUGACUGCUCAGUUCCUGACAGUCAUCGGGUUUGGUUGCCUUAUCAUCCAGAGUCUUUGUACUGACUGGUGGGAGUUUCGUUAACAACUACUAAAAUCCCUAAUAUUUUCCAGCUAAGUAGUUUGUUUAGCAUUUCCAUAGAUCUAUACGUCUGGAUAUAUUUCUAUAGACUGCCCAAGAAAGCUGUGCUUUCUCCUUACUGUAGCCUCAAUUUAAUUUGCUUGAAGCAGAAAUUGUUCCAAUCAUUUGAAAUAUCUUUUGAUAGAGUGAUUUAGCUACAAAACUUGCAGUAGACUUUAAUGGUGACUUCUGUAAAUCCUUAGGAAAGUAUUAUUUAUUAACUAUGCGGGAAUUGAAUGCUCUCCAGAAAAUCUGGUGUAACUUCACUGUUUCAGGAAGACAAGAGAGCCAUGUUAAAAUAGUUGGUUAUCCCAUUUUAUUAAUAGACUCCAUGGUCAUUAUAGAUCAUUUUGCCUGUGCAAAGUAGCAUCGUUUCAUGUAUGCUUUCUAACUGGGGCCGGGAUUAUUAUAAAAAGCUGUCCCCCACCCCCUUUUUUCUUUGGUACUUACGCUCCAUUCCCCUUCACCGAAUAUAUAAUGUAUCACAACAUACAUUUCUCUGUAUUGUUUCUGUGCAUUCUGUUGAAUUGUGUAUGAAAUAUACAGAGAGAAAGCAGCGACGUGUAAAGUCAAUGAUCAGAAUGAAACAGUUACUUUAAUAAAAUACAGUAUAAAAGAUACAAACAUGGAGCAAUGGGAGAUAGAAUAUAAUAGAACAAGGAUGGAGGGAGAGAAAACGACGAGAGUGCCACCACUAUCAUUAUAUAAUUCAAUAAAAUCAGGUACAAAUGAGCCAGAGUGAAAUAACACAAAUCUCCUUCAUCUAGGCGAAUGCCCAAUGAAGCAGAUUGGACAUUAGCCAAUAAAAGACGAGAUAGAUCAGGCACAAAUUGGCUCACUGUAUUCUGCUUUCCUCACAAUAAGUGACAAUGUUUUUCCUGAGGAUAUUUAUCAAAUCUGGCACAUUUUAGCAGUUCCAGAUAUCAGUCGUUGGUGAAUACAUUGCUGCACUAAAAGGGCAAAGAAGCUAACAAUUAUAAAUAACCUGAAACCGCAAGAAUGUCGCAGUUUGAUAGCGAGACCUCAGGCGGGGGAUUUUCUAGAACUCAUACAAAGGUGAGGGACAGACAGGAACCCACAAACAAUAGAACGGGGGCAGCUCAUUAUAGUAAAUGCCAAACACCUGCUACUAAAAUAAUGACAUUUACCCCAUGCUUUAUUACACUGUUAGAGUUAUAGUAAUACACAUCUAGAUUUAUUGGAAUAUGCAACUGAGCUUUAUUAGAUAAUCUAGAUUUAUUAUAUUCUGGAUCCCUGUUAUAUCACACGGCUGGGUUUAUUAUAUUCUGGAUCCCCGUUAUAUCACACAUCUGGGUUUAUUAUAUUCUGGAUCUUUGUUAUAUCACACAGCUGGAUUUAUUAUAUUCUGAAUCCCUGUUAUAUAAUACAUCUGGGUUUAUUAUAUUCUGGAUCCCCGUUAUAUAAUACAUCUGGGUUUAUUAUAUUCUGGAUCCUUGUUAUAUCACACAGCUGGGUUUAUUAUAUUCUGGAUCUUUGUUAUAUCACACAGCUGGAUUUAUUAUAUUCUGAAUCCCUGUUAUAUAAUACAUCUGGGUUUAUUAUAUUCUGGAUCCCCGUUAUAUAAUACAUCUGGGUUUAAUAUAUUCUGGAUCCUUGUUAUAUCACACAGCUGGGUUUAUUAUAUUCUGGAUCCCUGUUAUAUCACACAGCUGGGUUUAUUAUAUUCUGGAUCCCCGUUAUCCCAGCUGUUAUAUAUUCUGGAUCCCUGUUACAUCUGGGUUUAUUAUAUUCUGGAUCCCUGUUAUAUAAUACAUCUGGGUUUAUUAUAUUCUGGAUCCCCGUUGUUAUAUCACACAGCUGGGUUUAUUAUAUUCUGGAUCCCCGUUAUAUAAUAAUUCUGGGUUUAUUAUAUUCUGGAUCCUUGUUAUAUCACACAGCUGGGUUUAUUAUAUUUUGGAUCCCUGUUAUAUCACACAGCUUGGUUUAUUAUAUUCUGGAUCUCUGUUAUAUCACACAUCUGCAUUUAUUAUAUUCUGGAUCCCUGUUAUAUCACACAGCUGGCUUUAUUAUAUUCUGGAUCUCUGUUAUAUCACACAUCUGCAUUUAUUAUAUUCUGGAUCCCUGUUAUAUCACACAGCUGGGCUUAUUAUAUUCUGGAUCCUUGUUAUAUCACACAUCUGCAUUUAUUAUAUUCUGGAUCCAUGUUAUAUCACACAGCUGGGUGUAUUAUAUUCUGGAUCCAUUUUAUAUCACACAGCUGGAUUUAUUAUAUUCUGGAUCCCUGUUGUAUGACACAGCUGGGUUUGUUAUAUUCUGGAUCCCUGUUAUAUCACACAGCUGGGUUUAUUAUAUUCUGGAUCCCUUUUAUAUAACACACCUGUAUUUACUAUAUUCUGGAUCCCGGUUAUAUCAUACAUCUGGGUUUAUUAUAUUCUGGAUCCCUGUUAUAUCACACUGCUGGGUUUAUUAUAUUCUGGAUCCCUUUUAUAUCACACAUCUGGGUUUAUUAUAUUCUGGAUCACUGUUAUAUCACACAGUUGGGUUUAUUAUAUACUGAAACCCUGUUAUAUCACACACCUGCAUUUAUUAUAUUCUGGAUUACGGUUAUAUCAUACAUCUGGGUUUAUUAUAUUCUGUAUCCCUGUUAUAUAACACAGCUGGGUUUAUUAUAUUCUGGAUCCCCGUUAUAUAACACAGCUGGGUUUAUUAUAUUCUGGAUCCCUGUUAUAUCACACAUCUGCAUUUAUUAUAUUCUGGAUGCCUGUUAUAUCACACAUCUGGGUUUAUUAUAUUCUGUAUCCCUGUUAUAUCACACAUCUGGGUUUAUUAUAUUCUGGAUCCCUGUUAUAUCACACAGUUGGGUUUAUUAUAUACUGGAACCCUGUUAUAUCACACACCUGCAUUUAUUAUAUUCUGGAUUACGGUUAUAUCAUACAUCUGGGUUUAUUAUAUUCUGUAUCCCUGUUAUAUAACACAGCUGGGUUUAUUAUAUUCUGGAUCCCUGUUAUAUAACACAGCUGGGUUUAUUAUAUUCUGCAACCCCGUUAGAUCACUCAGCUGGGUUUAUUAUAUUCUGAAUCCCCGUUAUAUAACACAGCUGGGUUUAUUAUAUUCUGGAUCCCUGUUAUAUCACACAUCUGCAUUUAUUAUAUUCUGGAUCCCUGUUGUAUCACACAGCUGGGUUUAUUAUAUUAUACAUCCCUGUUAUAUCACACAGCUGGGUGUAUUAUAUUCUGUAUCCAUGUUAUAUCACACAGCUGGAUUUAUUAUAUUCUGGAUCCCUGUUAUAUCACACAGCUGGGUUUAUUAUUUUCUGGAUCCCUGUUAUAUAAUACAUCUGGGUUUAUUAUAAUCCUGGAUCCCUGUUAUAUCACACACCUGGGUGUAUUAUAUUCUGGAUCCAUGUUAUAUCACACAGCUGGAUUUAUUAUAUUCUGGAUCCCUGUUAUAUCACACAGCUGGGCUUAUUAUAUUCUGGAUCCCUGUUAUAUUACACAUCUGGGUUUAUUAUAUUCUGUAUCCCUGUUAUAUCACAUAGCUGGCUUUAUUAUAUUCUGGAUCCCGGUUAUAUCACACAUCUGGGUUUAUUAUAUUCUGUAUCCCUGUUAUAUCACACAUCUGGGUUUAUUAUAUUCUGGAACCCUGUUAUAUCACACACCUGCAUUUAUUAUAUUCUGGAUUCCGGUUAUAUCAUACAUAUGGGUUUAUUAUAUUCUGGAUCCCGGUUAUAUCAUACAUCUGGGUUUAUUAUAUUCUGGAUCCCUGUUAUAUCACACAGCUGGGUUUAUUAUAUUCUGGAUCCCUGUUAUAUCACACAAUUGGUUUUAUUAUAUACUGGAACCCUGCUAUAUCACACACCUGCAUUUAUUAUAUUCUGGAUUCCGGUUAUAUGAUACAUCUGGGUUUAUUAUAUUCUGGAUCCCCGUUAUCUAAUACAGCUGGGUUUAUUAUAUUCUGGAACCCCGUUAGAUCACUCAGCUGGGUUUAUUAAAGCCUGGAUCCCUGUUAUAUCACACAGCUGGGUUUAUUAUAGCCUGGAUCCCUGUUAUAUCAUACAUCUGGGUUUAUUAUAAUUCUGGAUCCCUGUUAUAUCACACACCUGGGUGUAUUAUAUUCUGGAUCCAUGUUAUAUCACACAGCUGGAUUUAUUAUAUUCUGGAUCCCUGUUAUAUCACACAGCUGGGUUUAUUAUAUUUUGGAUCCCUGUUAUAUCACACAGCUGGGUGUAUUAUAUUCUGGAUCCAUGUUAUAUCACACAUCGGGGUUUAUUAUAGUUCUGGAUCUCUGUUAUAUCACACAGCUGGGCUUAUUAUAUUCUGGAUCCCUGUUAUAUUACACAGCUGGGUUUAUUAUAUUCUGGAUCCCUUUUAUAUAACACACCUGUAUUUACUAUAUUCUGGAUCCCAGUUAUAUCAUACAUCUGGGUUUAUUAUAUUCUGGAUCCCUGUUAUAUCACACAUCUGGGUUUAUUAUAUUCUGGAUCCCUGUUAUAUCACACAGUUGGGUUUAUUAUAUACUGGAACCCUGUUAUAUCACACAACUGCAUUUAUUAUUCUGGAUUACGGUUAUAUCAUACAUCUGCAUUUAUUAUAUUUUGGAUCCCUGUUAUAUCACACAGCUGGGUGUAUUAUAUUCUGGAUCCAUGUUAUAUCACACAGCUGGGUUUAUUAUAUUCUGCAACCCCGUUAGAUCACUCAGCUGGGCUUAUUAUAUUCUGGAUCCCUGUUAUAUUACACAGCUGGCUUUAUUAUAUUCUGGAUCCCGGUUAUAUCACACAGCUGGGUUUAUUAUAUUCUGUAUCCCUGUUAUAUCACACAUCUGGGUUUAUUAUAUUCUGGAACCCUGUUAUAUCACACACCUGCAUUUAUUAUAUUCUGGAUUCCGGUUAUAUCAUACAUCUGGGUUUAUUAUAUUCUGGAUCCCUGUUAUAUCACACAGUUGGUUUUAUUAUAUACUGGAACCCUGCUAUAUCACACACCUGCAUUUAUUAUAUUCUGGAUUCUGGUUAUAUGAUACAUCUGGGUUUAUUAUAUUCUGGAUCCCGGUUAUAUCAUACACCUAGGUUUAUUAUAUUCUGGAUCCCCGUUAUAUAACACAGCUGGGUGUAUUAUAUUCUGGAUCCCUGUUAUAUCACACAGCUGGGCUUAUUAUAUUCUGGAUCCCUGUUAUAUUACACAUCUGGGUUUAUUAUAUUCUGGAUCCCUGUUAUAUCACACAGCUAGCUUUAUUAUAUUCUGGAUCCCGGUUAUAUCACACAUCUGGGUUUAUUAUAUUCUGUAUCCCUGUUAUAUCACACAUCUGGGUUUAUUAUAUUCUGGAACCAUGUUAUAUCACACACCUGCAUUUAUUAUAUUCUGGAUUCCGGUUAUAUCAUACAUCUGGGUUUAUUAUAUUCUGGAUCCCUGUUAUAUCACACAUCUGGGUUUAUUAAAUUCUGGAUCCCUGUUAUAUCACACAGCUGGGUUUAUUAUAUACUGGAUCCCUGUUAUAUCACACAGCUGGGUGUAUUAUAUUCUGGAUCCAUGUUAUAUCUCACAUCGGGGUUUAUUAUAGUUCUGGAUCUCUGUUAUAUCACACAGCUGGGCUUAUUAUAUUCUGGAUCCCUGUUAUAUUACACAGCUGGGUUUAUUAUAUUCUGGAUCCCUUUUAUAUAACACACCUGUAUUUACUAUAUUCUGGAUCCCGGUUAUAUCAUACAUCUUGGUUUAUUAUAUUCUGGAUCCCUGUUAUAUCACACAUCUGGGUUUAUUAUAUUCUGGAUCCCUGUUAUAUCACACAUCUGGGUUUAUUAUAUUCUGGAUCCCUGUUAUAUCACACAGUUUGGUUUAUUAUAUACUGGAACCCUGUUAUAUCACACACCUGCAUUUAUUAUAUUCUGGAUUACGGUUAUAUCAUACAUCUGGGUUUAUUAUAUUCUGUAUCCCUGUUAUAUAACACAGCUGGGUUUAUUAUAUUCUGGGUCCCUGUUAUAUAACACAGCUGGGUUUAUUAUAUUCUGCAACCCCGUUAGAUCACUCAGCUUGGUUUAUUAUAUUCUGAAUCCCCGUUAUAUAACACAGCUGGGUUUAUUAUAUUCUGGAUCCCUGUUAUAUCACACAUCUGCAUUUAUUAUAUUCUGGAUCCCUGUUGUAUCACACAGCUGGGUUUAUUAUAUUAUGCAUCCCUGUUAUAUCACACAGCUGGGUGUAUUAUAUUCUGGAUCCAUGUUAUAUCACACAGCUGGAUUUAUUAUAUUCUGGAUCCCUGUUAUAUCACACAGCUGGGUUUAUUAUUUUCUGGGUCCCUGUUAUAUAAUACAUCUGGGUUUAUUAUAAUUCUGGAUCCCUGUUAUAUCACACUCCUGGGUGUAUUAUAUUCUGGAUCCAUGUUAUAUCACACAGCUGGAUUUAUUAUAUUCUGGAUCCCUGUUAUAUCACACAGCUGGGCUUAUUAUAUUCUGGAUCCCUGUUAUAUUACACAUCUGGGUUUAUUAUAUUCUGUAUCCCUGUUAUAUCACAUAGCUGGCUUUAUUAUAUUCUGGAUCCCGGUUAUAUCACACAUCUGGGUUUAUUAUAUUCUGUAUCCCUGUUAUAUCACACAUCUGGGUUUAUUAUAUUCUGGAACCCUGUUAUAUCACACACCUGCAUUUAUUAUAUUCUGGAUUCCGGUUAUAUCAUACAUAUGGGUUUAUUAUAUUCUGGAUCCCGGUUAUAUCAUACAUCUGGGUUUAUUAUAUUCUGGAUCCCUGUUAUAUCACACAGCUGGGUUUAUUAUAUUCUGGAUCCCUGUUAUAUCACACAAUUGGUUUUAUUAUAUACUGGAACCCUGCUAUAUCACACACCUGCAUUUAUUAUAUUCUGGAUUCCGGUUAUAUGAUACAUCUGGGUUUAUUAUAUUCUGGAUCCCCGUUAGAUCACUCAGCUGGGUUUAUUAAAGCCUGGAUCCCUGUUAUAUCACACAGCUGGGUUUAUUAUAGCCUGGAUCCCUGUUAUAUCAUACAUCUGGGUUUAUUAUAAUUCUGGAUCCCUGUUAUAUCACACACCUGGGUGUAUUAUAUUCUGGAUCCAUGUUAUAUCACACAGCUGGAUUUAUUAUAUUCUGGAUCCCUGUUAUAUCACACAGCUGGGUUUAUUAUAUUUUGGAUCCCUGUUAUAUCACACAGCUGGGUGUAUUAUAUUCUGGAUCCAUGUUAUAUCACACAUCGGGGAUUAUUAUAGUUUUGGAUCUCUGUUAUAUCACACAGCUGGGCUUAUUAUAUUCUGGAUCCCUGUUAUAUUACACAGCUGGGUUUAUUAUAUUCUGGAUCCCUUUUAUAUAACACACCUGUAUUUACUAUAUUCUGGAUCCCGGUUAUAUCAUACAACUGGGUUUAUUAUAUUCUGGAUCCCUGUUAUAUCACACAUCUGGGUUUAUUAUAUUCUGGAUCCCUGUUAUAUCACACAGUUGGGUUUAUUAUAUACUGGAACCCUGUUAUAUCACACAACUGCAUUUAUUAUUCUGGAUUACGGUUAUAUCAUACAUCUGCAUUUAUUAUAUUUUGGAUCCCUGUUAUAUCACACAGCUGGGUGUAUUAUAUUCUGGAUCCAUGUUAUAUCACACAGCUGGGCUUAUUAUAUUCUGGAUCCCUGUUAUAUCACACACCUGCAUUUAUUAUAUUCUGGAUUCCGAUUAUAUCAUACAUCUGGGUUUAUUAUAUUCUGGAUCCCUGUUAUAUCACACAGUUGGUUUUAUUAUAUACUGGAACCCUGCUAUAUCACACACCUGCAUUUAUUAUAUUCUGGAUUCCGGUUAUAUGAUACAUCUGGGUUUAUUAUAUUCUGGAUCCCGGUUAUAUCAUACACCUAGGUUUAUUAUAUUCUGGAUCCCCGUUAUAUAAUACAGCUGGGUUUAUUAUAUUCUGGAACCCCGUUAGAUCACUCAGCUGGGUUUAUUAUAGCCUGGAUCCCUGUUAUAUCACACAGCUGGGUUUAUUAUAGCCUGGAUCCCUGUUAUAUCAUACAUCUGGGUUUAUAAUAUUCUGGAUCCCCGUUAAAUCACACAGCUGGGUUUAUUAUAUUCUGCAACCCCUUUAGAUCACUCAGCUGGGUUUAUUAUAUUCUAGAUCCCUGUUAUAUUACACAUCUGGGUUUAUUAUAGUCUGGAACCAUGGUAUAUCAUACACCUGUAUUUAUUAUAUUCUGCAACCAUGUUAAAUCACAUAUGUGUAUUAAUUAUAUUCUGGAUCCCUGUUAUAUCAUACAUCUGGGUUUAUUAUAUUCUGGAACCAUGUUAAAUCACAUAUGUGUAUUUAUUAUAUUCUGGAUCCCUGUUAUAUUGUACAUCUGUUUUUUUUGUCUAGUGCUGUACAAUGUACAAUAAGUUGGGAACAAUGCCUUAAUGGUGGUCUAACCUACUGAGCCUUUGCUCAAAGGAGCUUACAAUCUAAACUGAAAUGUCCACUGCAGCUUUAUGUCAGCAGAUAUACAUUUCUUGGUAACGUAAUUUGCUCCGACGAUCCAUUAGAAGGUUUUACUUGUAUGAUUUCACUUAGUUUCUGGUUGUUUUUUUUUAUUCUUUCAACACCCUAGAUAACAAAAUAGUCAUGCUUGACCAUGCCUAUCUCUGUUUUGACCCAGUUAAACUGUAUUAUGCUUUGACGUUCUUUCCUUGUCUUUUAUGUUUCAGGUUACCGCUGCUUCAAGGCCGUUAUGUUUCUGACAGGUCUAAUGUUUGGUUCUGUGGUCAUCUUCAUGUUGUGCUAUAAAGAACGUGUCUUGGACACGCAGUUGAGCGUGGAAGCCAGUGUCGGCAUUGGUUUGGGCAUUGGAGUCCUCUGUGGGCUGGUCACCAUGCUGGUGAGAAGCGUAGGACUCUUCAUGGUGGGCCUGCUGUUGGGAUUGCUGCUUGCGAUAGCCACCUUGAUUGUCAUGGAGCAGUUCUACCAUCCACGCACAGUCUGGGUUCCCGUGGCUCUCCUGCUUGGAAUUGGAAUGCUGUUUGCUGUCUUGACCCUACAGUGGCAGCGUUUCUUCACUACGCUUUCCACCGCAGUCUUUGGCAGCGCCAUUAUGACAGUGACGGUUGAUUAUUUCAUUGAAUUGUUUUUACUGGUGCAGUAUGUGUAUCAGCGCAUGAAGGUGGCUCCUCCACAGAACGUCUGCUGGUACAGCUGGGUCAUUCUUGGUAUUUGGCCAGUCCUCAGCUUACUAGGAGUUCUUGUGCAAUGGAAAGUCACUGCAGAAGGCUACUCUCACACAGAGGGUAAGUACGGACAUUGAAAAAAUGUUUUUGGAUGGAGAUGUGGCAUGACUGAGGUGAUCUCAAGUAAUAUCUAGGAGAAGAUUGUAAUAUGAUUUAAAGGGACACUAUCAAAAAAUUCUGUCAUUUUGUUUAUCUGUCUGUCUGUCUAUUUGUCUGUCUGUAUAGGCAUAAGGCUAUCCUAACUAUAAGAUAAGGCCAGGGACUAAUAAAAGUAUUUAGAAAAUUGGGCAGAUUAGAUGGGGCGAAUGGUUCUUAUCUGCCGUCACAUUCUAUGUUUCUAUAUUUUUAUAUAUGUAUAAAUCUUUCUGUCAUACUAAUCUAUGUAAAGAAAAGAAACACGAAGUCCAAACUUUAUAUAACAAAAAAUAAGGAAAAUAUUAUUUCUUGACUCCAAAAUAGGUAUGUUUUUGCAGUGUGAGUGCAUCUAUGAAUGCACGGAUGCUUUAUUUACGCAAGAUUGUGUCUGUGAAUGCAGGGGUGUAAUUAUUUACGGUUUGAAUGCGUCUAUAAACGCAGGGGUGUAUUUAUUUUCAGUGUGAGUGUGUAUAUAAAUGCACGGUUGUUUGAUUUGCAGUGUGUCUCGGCUCCCCGUUCUUCUGCCGGCGUGGCCGCACAUAAACUAAGUGGCCAUGCCGACAGAGAUAUUGUAUACUUACUGCUGCCUGACCUCCUUUCCGCUGCGGUUCCAGUUUUAAUAGGACACUCACCUUCGCCCAUAUCAAAAAUGGCACCAACACAUGUUCGACAUCAUGUCAUAGACGCACGUUUUGGGGUCAGAGGCCAGAGACAACCAAUUACAGCCUUAUGAGGGUUAUUUAAACCCAAAUUAACUUUUGGUCAGUGCCCUGUCAUGGUUUCCACUAGCUGGUUAUCCGAGAGUGUGUUCCUGAUCGUGUUUUUCUGUUUUUUUACUUUGGCUUUGUUUUGACUUCCCUGGUUGCUGGUACCCUUGACUUUUGGCUUUUCCUUAUCGCUGUGUCUCGUUCUGUGUCCCUGACCUCUAGGGUGUGAUACUAUUCUGCGUGCCGGAUCAAUAUAAUCCUGAAACAGUGUGAGUGUGUCAAUGAAUGCAUUAAUGUUUUGUUCGCAGUGUGAGUUUGUUUCUGAAUGCAAAGAUAUAUUUAAUAUUUUAGUGUGAGUGUACCUCAGAAUGUAGCAAUAUAUUUGUGGAGUAUACGUGUUUUUAUUAUUUCAGAGGUGUAUAUGGACUCAAAGAUUUCAUUUGUGUGGAGCGUCAUUGUGUUGAAUGGAGGGGUAUAUUUUUGUUGAGUGUCAGUAUGUGAAUGUAGAGUAUAUUCAUGUAGGAUGUCACUGGGUGACUGCAGGGGUGUAUCUCUGUGAAAUGUCAUUGUAUGAAUGUAAAGGUAUGUUUUUGCUGAUCGUAAUUCUGUGAACGUACGCGUGUAUUGUAAAUGUGAUUAUGUGAAUGUAGGGGUGCAAUUGUGUGUAGUUUUAGUGUGUGACUACAAGGAUGUUUUUCUGUUAUAUAUUUGUGUGGAGUGUCAGUAUGUGACUACAGGAUUGUGUUUGUAUAAAGUGUCAGUAUGUAAAUACAUGGGUAUGUUUUUAUGGAGUGUCAGCACGUAAAUACAGGAGUGUGUGUCUGUGCGUGUGGAGUGUCAGUAUGUGAAUACAGGGAAGUGGAGUGUCAGUGUGUGAAAUUAAUACAGGGGUGUGUAAGUGUGUAGUGUUAGUAUGUGAAUACAUAGGUGUGUUUGUGUGUAGUGUCAGUAUGUGAAUACAGGGUGUGUUUGUGUGGAGUAUCAGUGUGUGAAUACAGAGGUGUGUGUGUGCGUGUGUGGAGUAUCAGUAUGUGAAUACAGGGGGGUGUUUGUGUUGAAUUUCAGUGUGUGAAAUGAAUAUAGGGGUGUGUUUGUGUGUAGUGUCAGUAUGUGAAUACAUGGGUGUGUUUGUGUGUAGUGUCAGUAUGUGAAUACAGAGGUGUGUGUGUGUGUGUGUGUGUGGAGUAUCAGUAUGUGAAUACAGGGGGGUGUUUGUGUGGAAUUCCAGUGUGUGAAAUGAAUAUAGGGGUGUGCUUGUGUGUAGUGUCACAUGUGAAUACAGGGGUGUGUUUGUAUAGAGUAUCAGUAUGUGAAUAUAGGGGUGUGUCUGUAUGAAGUGUCAGUAUGUAACUACAGGGGUAUGUUUUUAUAGAGUGUCAGUAUGUGAAUACAGAGGUAUGUGUGUUUGUUGAGUGUCACUAUGUGAAUAUAGGGGUAUGUUUGUGUGGUGUGUCAGUGUAUGAAUACUGAAGUAUAUUUGUGUGGAGAGCUAGUGUGUGAAUAUAGGCAAAUGUCUGUAUAGAGUGUUAGUAUGUAAAUACAGGGGUCUGUUUCUAUGUAGUGUCAGUAUGUGAAUACAGGGGUGUGUUUGUGUGGUGCAUCAGUGUGUGAAUACAGGGGUGUGUGUAUGGAGUGUCAAGAUAUGAAUAAAUGUGUGUGUGUGUGUGUGUGUUUGGUGUCAGUAUGUGAAUACAAGGUGUGUUUGUGUGUGUAGUGUCAGUAUGUGAAUACAGUGUGUGUUUGUGUGGAGUGUCAGUAUGUAAAUACAGGGGUGUGUUUGUGUGGAGUGUCAGUGUGUGAAUACAGAGGUGUGUGUGUGUGUGUGUGUGUGUGUGUGUGUGGAGUAUCAGUAUGUGAAUACAGGGGGGUGUUUGUGUGGAAUUCCAGUGUGUGAAAUGAAUAUAGGGGUGUUUUGUGUGUAGUGUCACAUGUGAAUACAGGGGUGUGUUUGUAUAGAGUAUCAGUAUAUGAAUAUAGGGGUGUGUCUUUAUGAAGUGUCAAUAUGUAACUACAGGGGUAUGUUUUUAGUAUGUGUCAGUAUGUGAAUACAGAGGUGUGUGUGUGUUUGUUGAGUGUCACUAUGUGAAUAUAGGGGUAUGUUUGUGUGGUGUGUCAGUGUGUGAAUACUGAAGUAUAUUUGUGUGGAGAGCGAGUGUGUGAAUGCAGGCGUAUGUCUGUAUAGAGUGUUAGUAUGUAAAUACAGGGGUCUGUUUCUAUGUAGUGUCAGUAUGUGAAUACAGGGGUGUGUUUGUGUGGUGCAUCAGUGUGUGAAUACAGGGGUGUGUGUGUGUAUGGAGUGUCAGGAUAUGAAUAAAUGUGUAUGUGUGUGUGUGUGUGUUUAGUGUCAGUAUGUGAAUACAAGGUGUGUUUGUGUGUGUAGUGUCAGUAUGUGAAUACAGUGUGUGUUUGUGUGGAGUGUCAGUAUGUAAAUACAGGGGUGUGUUUGUGUGGAGUGUCAGUAUAUGAAUACAGGGGUGUGUUUGUGUGGUGCAUCAGUGUGUGAAUAUAGGGGUGUGUGUGUAUGGAGUGUCUGGAUAUGAAUAAAUGUGUGUGUGUGUGUGUGUGUGUGUGUAGUGUCAGUAUGUGAAUACAGGGUGUGUUUGUGUGGAGUGUCAGUAUAUGAAUACAGGGAUGUGCUUGUGUCUAGUGUCAGUAUGUGAAUACAGGGUGUGUUUGUGUGGAGUGUCAGUAUAUGAAUACAGGGAUGUGCUUGUGUCUAGUGUCAGUGUGUGAAUACAGGGGAGUGUUUGUGUGGAAUGUGUAAAUGGAGGCGUCUGUGGCCCCUUCUAACUUGCUUACAGAAGGGGCUCCAUUCUGUUGUCUGUUGACAUGCAGAAAGCAUACAUGAGCUUGUUCUAAGCACUGCUGCCUCUCGGCUCACUCUACAGCGACGUCACACAUCUCUACAGUAUGAGCUGCCAAGCUUGCUGAAGCAUAGUGCCCUGUGUUGUACCUAAUGCCGCAGGCAGAGAAUCUGCUCUGUGACCUUCCCAAGCCCCUGCCAGCUUCACAACACUGUGCGAGGGGUCAAGUAGACAUUAUGAGCCAUAUUUUCGAUUAUUAAAAAUAUCAAUUGAGUUUGAUAGCACAUCCUAUCUGUCCUGAUAUCACGUCUGUCCUAUGUCCAUAGUAAGAACCAUAAACACAUGGAAUAUUUCUGAAAUCUUAUUUCAAGUCACAGUUGUUCUCUGUUCAGUCCUGUUAAUGAACAGGUCACCAGGGCAUUGUGUUUGUUAUCGCGCCCCCUGUACAAUGCCUUUUUCUUUUCUAGCGUGAUAUUAUUAUUAUUAAUUAUUAUUAUUAUUUAUUGGUAAGAUAAAGACACGACAUGGAGCUCCUUACCCCUACCGUACUGCUAAAAACAUUCAUAAUGUCAUUCUACUGUUGAAAAUUCCAUAGGCAGCGACCUGCAAUCCCCCGCCCUAAAUAUAGUUUUAUUAGAGGUAGACAUGGUGUGGCUCUUACAGAGAUAAUAUAGGCUCAUACAUGCACUAAUAAAAAUAAUUUAAUGCUUCAUUGAUUUUCUUUAUAAAAUGCUUCCUCUUCCACUGGCGGUAAAAGAGGAUAAUGAGGGGGAGGGACUGGCAUCAUCUCAGCAGAGAUCAUGAACCCAGUUACUGCGGAGUCCCGAACUCUGAAAAACUCCAAAAAAAGAAUAAAGUGAAUGAAAGAAUAUUUAUUAUUCCAGCCAUUACUGUAUUAAAUAGUGCAUAAAAUGUGCACAGAAAAUACUACUUACACAAAGUAGCAUAUUAAAAAAACACACUGAGCCAUAUUUAAUAAGGCAAACAUUCUGGUCCAGAGUGUUAAGGCUCAAUCACCAUGGAAACCAAUAGAAUUAGGAAAGAUACGUUGUUUAUUGAUUCUUGGUUGUAGCCUCUGUUAACAUGUCCUUUUCUUUAGCGCUAAGUAAAUAUGAGAAAAAAAAAUUUUUUGUUGUCUUCUAAUAGAGAGCUUAGAGGAUAUUUCUACACAGUAUAUAGAUAGAUGGAUAUUUCUAUAAAGUGUAUAGAUAGAUGGGUGUUUCUAUAAGGAAUAAGAUAGAUAUUUCUAUACAGUAUACAGAUAGAUGGAUAUUUCUACACAGUGUAUAGAUAGAUGGAUGUUUCUAUACAGUAUAUAGAUAGAUGGAUAUUUCAAUACAGUAUAAGAUAAAUAUUUCUAUACAGUUUAUAGAUAGAUGGAUAUUUCUACACAGUAUAUAGAUAGAUGGAUGUUUCUAUACAGUAUAUAGAUAAAUGGAUGUUUCUAUACAGUGUAUAGAUAGAUGGAUAUUUCAAUACAGCAUAUAGAUAGAUGGAUGUUUCUAUACAGUAUAUAGAUAAAUGGAUGUUUCUAUUCAGUAUAUAGAUAGAUGGAUGUUUCUAUAUAGUAUACAGAUAGAUGGAUAUUUCUAUAAAGUGUAUAGAUAGAUGGGUGUUUCUAUACAGUAUAUAGAUAGAUGAUGUUUCUAUACAGUAUAAGAUAGAUAUUUCUAUACAGUAUACAGAUAGAUAGAUAUUUCUAUACAGUUUUCUAUAUAAAUAGAUGGAUAUUUCUACACAGUGUAUAGAUAGAUGGAUGUUUCUAUACAGUAUAAGAUAAAUAUUUCUAUACAGUAUAUAGAUAGAUGGAUGUUUCUAUACAGUGUAUAGAUAGAUGGAUAUUUCUUUACAGUAUAUAGAUAAAUGGAUGUUUCUAUACAGUAUAUAGAUAGAUGGAUGUUUCUAUACAGUAUAUAGAUACAUGGGUGUUUCUAUACAGUAUAUAGAUAGAUGGAUAUUUCUAUACAGUAUAUAGAUAGAUGGAUAUUUCUAUACAGUAUAUAGAUAGAUGGGUGUUUCUAUACAGUAUAUAGAUAGAUGGAUAUUUCUAUACAGUAUAUAGAUAAAUGGAUGUUUCUAUACAGCAUAUAGAUAGAUGGCUGUUUCUAUACAGUAUAUAGAUAAAUGGAUGUUUCUAUACAGCAUAUAGAUAGAUGGAUGUUUCUAUACAGUAUAUAGAUAAAUGGAUGUUUCUAUACAGCAUAUAGAUAGAUGGGUGUUUCUAUACAGUAUAUAGAUAGAUGGAUAUUUCUAUACAGUGUAUAGAUAGAUGGGUGUUUCUAUACAGUAUAUAGAUAAAUGGAUAUUUCUAUACAGUAUAUAGAUAGAUGGGUGUUUCUAUACAGUAUAUAGAUAGAUGGAUGUUUCUAUACAGUAUAAGAUAGAUAUUUCUAUACAGUAUAUAGAUAGAUGGGUAUUUCUAUACAGUGUAUAGAUAGAUGGAUAUUUCUAUACAGUAUAUAGAUAGAUGGGUGUUUCUAUACAGUAUAUAGAUAGAUGGAUAUUUCAGUAUAAAUAUAGGGAGUGAACUGUACAUGGCUUGUUUUGAGAGAGAGCGCGCAUGUGUCAUAAGUUUCUUAGUAACCAGGUUGUUAAGCGUGUUUAGUGGGUGCAUUGAUGACACUAUUACCCACCAGUAAUGUGCUUGUGCUGUGUCAUUGGUUUUCAUAACAAUUUUAGAAAUUGUCAUUUUUAAAUGUAAUUAAUAAUGCAUAAAUAAGGAGUUAGUACUCCUAAUGGAGUACCAACUGGAUACAUUGGGGAUAAUUCAUGAAAAUACAUUCUAUGGAAGCUGCUCAGUCACCAUGGAAACAAUUGGAACAUCCUUAUUGAUUGCUCCAACGUUCGCAUUGUGCCCCAAUAAAUAGCCCCCCAUGUUACUGUUUACAUCAUGACAAGUGCUGAUAGUGUUUGGGAAACACUUUCAAACUGAAAAUGUAGCAAUUUGUUGUAUGAAUACCCUUCAAUAGCAAUAUCAAACGCAUUUUAUCGUUUAAACCUUUGCAUUAUACAUCCCUUCGAAGUUGAAAUUGUUAACGCGAAGACUCAGAGCUGGUUAUAGAGGAAAAACCUAAAGACUUAGAUGGGGUUAAUGCGAUUCGUAGAACUUGUGAAUUCUAAACACAUUUUAUGAAGUUGCAGGGUUUUUAUAACAGAAUACAAUAAACACUGACUUAUAAAGAAUAAAAGGUCAUGUUUUAAAUAGUCUGCGGACAGCUUUCUGUUCCAAGGUAUGGCCAUUCAGAGUAACAUUGCCGUGAGUUAAAUGCCAAUAGCUGGGAUACGGAGUGUGUUCAGUACAUAGGCUUAAUUUAAUCGUUUUAGAUAAGCUUUUUAAAAUGACCUAAUAUUUCUGGAUACAUUUUUAAAAUAAUUUCUAUUUUCAAAAUAUUAAAAUGUCAAACAUAGAUCAUAGAUAAAAAUCAUAUCAGUUUAUGAAAAAAAGAAAUUAGAAAAUCCAAAUAUUAAAAUGUGUAUAACUUAAAAUCAUUUUAAAAAUUUAUCAAAAAUAUUCAAUUAUUUGUAAAGCUGGCCCAAAAAUAGUAAAUCGAGGCCAUAGUUGGCUGGAGAUUAAUGUUUAUUUUAGAGAUUACAACUGAGAUUCAUAUUAAGAUUAAGAUGUGUGAUGUCCUUAGAGUUGAUCAGAUUAAAGUUGCAAAUGAUUGACACAAUCGCAUAAUUUUAGGAAGCUGAUUUAUAUUUGGUUUAAUGAAUCACAAACGUCUAACCAAAUCCAGAUUCCUUUGCAAUAUCAGUUUUAAACAUUAAUCUACAGAAUCCUUGUGUCUUCUAAAGACACAAGGUCUCAUUAGGCAUUCUCUGUUAUUUCUCAGAAUUAGACCCAGGUGCCCUUAGGCUACUUAUUAAACAUUAAUAUGAAAGUUAUUGUAGUGGUAUGGGGCCCAUGUAUGUAAACGUGAUUGAGGCUGCAUUUCAAACAUACCCACAUUGACUUUGAAAGGCAUUAUUUUUAUUAUUGAGCAAUAGUUAUAUAGAGUACCUAUCCAGAAUUUCUUAUUAAGUUACCCGUUAAUCCAAAUCCCCCGUAUUAUGACUGUGGGGACAGGAUUCCCCUUGAAGGAUAAGACCUUCAUAUACACAAAGGUCUGUAUACGGCUGUCCGGAAGCAUGUAAAAUGAGUCUGUGGCCUGAUUACAGGCGGAAUAGGAUGAUUAGUUCCUAUCCGCUCUGACAGCCUGUCUGUCUAUUGAUCUGUCUAGCGAUCUGUAUUAAAAAUGCAAUAUAAAUGUUCUUAGAAAAAUCUAAUUCCCAUUUUGGAGUAAAAAAGGAUAAUUUAAAGUUUUAAUGAUUAAUUGGAAAUCUCUUCAGUAUUAGGGGUAUGCUUUAUUUACCUUUUUAAAAUUAACCACACCAUGGAAGUUUGAUAAUGUGACACUAAGGGCAUACCUCCCAAGUGUCCCUAUUUAAGAGGACAGUCCUUAUUUUUGGGUCCAAAUACCUCUUUUAUAUCCUAAUGUCCAUCUUUUCGAGGAGCUCCAUAUUGUUGGUGUGUCUGACACAGAGCUCCACAGCAAUAAUACUCCCAGUAAUGUGUCUGAGUGUAUAACAGAGCUCCACAGCAAUAAUACUCCCAGUAAUGUGUCUGAGUGUAUAACAGAGCUCCACAGCAAUAAUACUCCCAGUAAUGUGUCUGAGUGUAUAACAGAGCUCCACAGCAAUAAUACUCCCAGUAAUGUGUCUGAGUGUAUAACAGAGCUCCACAGCAAUAAUACUCCCAGUAAUGUGUCUGAGUGUAUAACAGAGCUCCACAGCAAUAAUACUCCCAGUAAUGUGUCUGAGUGUAUAACAGAGCUCCACAGCAAUAAUACUCCCAGUAAUGUGUCUGAGUGUAUAACAGAGCUCCACAGCAAUAAUACUCCCAGUAAUGUGUCUGAGUGUAUAACAGAGCUCCACAGCAAUAAUACUCCCAGUAAUGUGUCUGAGUGUAUAACAGAGCUCCACAGCAAUAAUACUCCCAGUAAUGUGUCUGAGAGUAUCACAGAGCUCCACAGCAAUAAUACUCCCAGUAAUGUGUUUGAGUGUAUCACAGAGCUCCACAGCAAUAAUACUCCCAGUAAUGUGUCUGAGUGUAUAACAGAGCUCCACAGUAAUAAUACUCCCAGUUAUGUGUCUGAGUGUAUAACAGAGCUCCACAGCAAUAAUACUCCCAGUAAUGUGUCUGAGUGUAUAACAGAGCUCCACAGCAGAGAUACUCCCAGUAAUGUGUCUGAGUGUAUAACAGAGCUCCACAGCAAUAAUACUCCCAGUAAUGUGUCUUUAACCCCUUAAGGACACAUGACAUGUGUGACAUGUCAUGAUUCCCUUUUAUUCCAGAAGUUUGGUCCUUAAGGGGUUAAACUACAAUAAACGUGUCUAGAAAUCAGUCUGUGUAAAUAAGAUAGACUGUUCCUGUUCUAAAUUACAUUUUAGUUUCACAAUUGUUAUUAGUAAGUCACAUAAAAUUCCCUGCCUGGAGAGAUACAUUCUGAUGUAAAUACACACAUAUAUAUAUAUAUAUAUAUAUAUAUAUAUAUACAACAUACAAAAUACACAAUCCAGUGCACUCGCUUAUUCACUAAACAAUGAUUUCAAAUCUCACAGAUUGUAAUAGUUUUAUUUAGAACACAUCACCUAGGCAAAAAAUCAUGGGGGUUUAGUUACAUUCUAUGAUUAUAUAUAUAUAUAUAUAGUAUGUUAAUGCUUCUCCCGCACACGCUCCUCCCCCGUUCCUCUAUUAUUUCUAUGGUCUGUGUUUUUGUUUUUUUCUCUUACUUUCUCUUUGUUUGUAUAAUACAUCAUAGCACGAAUAAUUAUGGCAUGUUCCAUCUCUCCAGACUCCAGUACAGCGAUUUGGCUUAUCUAUUGCUGCUGUCGGUGUGACACGCUGUUUUUGUUGUGAUACCUUACAAACGAUGAUAAAAUCUUUAAUAAACUUUAAAUAGAAUUUUAAAAGGCAUUUGAAUGCAUAUUUAAUCGUUAUUGGAUGUGCUUAGAAAUUAGAUUCUGCAAAUAAAAUACAAAAUACAGAUAUUGUAAUGGUUGAAUCAUUAAUAGAAAUUAUAUUCAUGAUGUCUGUUUUAGAUAUUGGAGCAUUCUUUCAAUGCAGCAUUGCCUCUACUCUCCCCAUCCUUUGCACUGUGCCAGGAUUUUCAAACAUUUAAUAUAUAAAUACAAAGAGGAGUUAAACUCGUUGCUGACACCCCUUGCAUUCAGCAAGUAAAACUUAAACGCUAUUCUGUUUGAGAAAGUAAUAACUGGGCGAUCAUUGUUCUUUUUUUAAAAGGUCUUUUCAUGUCAAAAAAACAAUAUCAUUAUCCCAUUUACUGUUCCUUUAAAUUGACUCACGCUAAGUACGCAGACAUCUAUUGUCGUAGACGUAGAGGGAUACAAUUGAACACAAUUUAAAUGCCAGUAUUAUUUCUCUUAAAAAUUAAAUUCAUGAAAAAUUUUGUUUCCAUAGAAGCCGUCCUCCCCCCCUUUCCCCUUAAUACAAUGUUACACAAAAGGGUUUAGGAAGGUUGGCAAUGCGCUAAAUGAAAUAGUGGGCAUUUAAAGGGUAAGUGUCACUCCUCUGGAAAUUGCACCAUUGAUUCAAAACAAUUGAAAGUCAAGUUUAAUUUGAGUUUGCCUUUUCUGUGUGUGAUGCACAAUAUAAUUUUACUUUUGUAUUAAAGAUUUAGCAAAUGACAUCAUAAUCCAGUUCAGUCAAGGCACAGCCAGGGCACAAAUUGCAAAUGAGGAGGAAAAAUAGAAUCAUUGUUUAAUUUCUCCCCUUCCCUGUCUGCUCUCUCUGUGCUGACUGCCAGGUGCUAAGGACAGAGCUUCUAACAAUGAUUGACAGGGAGCUAAGACGGAGGCGCCCUUAUUUCUAAGUCUUGCUCCUUAAAUAAAUGGACAAGUACAAACAUUUGUUAAAACUCCUGGAAAGUGACUGUUCCCCUUUAAGCAAUGUUUUUGCUAGACAUUGUGCAGGCCAAUUUUAUGGUAAUACUAAAUUGUAUUCCUAACACUAUAGUGCCCUCAGCUCACCCCCACCCCCUGACGGGGCAGAUAAAAAACACUUUUACACUUACCCAAUUUCUGGGCCCAUAUCCUCAGCUCUGGGUUGCCCUCUCCCUCCACUGACCUCACAUAAUGGGGGGAACAAAUGUGCAUGCGCAGUGAACGUCGCACACACAUUAGUCCUUCCCCAUAGGAAAGCAUUCCCUCAAUACUUUCCUAUGGGGGUUUUCUAGACAUCUGGUAGGCAGCUACUGGAGGCAGCCUUAACACUCCUAAGUAAACAUUGCAAUUUCCCCCAAAAUUUGCGGGGUUAAGGAAACAGGGACACUGCCUAUAGUGUUCCUUUAAUAGAACCUGGACAUUAUGGUUGUCCUUGAGUUCAAGUUUAUGAUUCUUCAUGAUACUUCUUAAAAAAUUCCAUUAACGUUAUCUUCUCCUUUCCAGUUAUCAUAAGCCGACAGCAGCGCCGGGUCCAACUAAUGAAAAUAAAGCAACGGGAGGAACGGAAGGAGAAAAAGAAGAAAAACAAGAGGCCACACCACCAUCAUGCCCACCCGCAACAUAAAGCUCCUCACCCACCUGAGCCAGCCUUCCGCAGGAAACCUACUCCAAUCAGGCGCUUUGAUGGGGACGUGAUUUCCCCGGUAAGUGGCUGUGGCAGGCCAAGCUGGAGUGAUAGGAAAUUCAGACCUUAUUAGGCCCUCGUUCCUGGAUAUUGCAAAUGGCUGAAGCUGUAAUGAUUUGUAUUAAUAUUAUUUAUGGCUUGCUUGGAUGCAGCAUUGUAGUCAUCGAUAGUGGAAGGAGAACCUUGAGGGUGGAUUUACAAACAGGUUUCCCCAGACGUCUAAGAUUGAAAAAUGAAUUCUAUAAUAUUUUAUUUUCACCCGGUCAGAUUAGACUUUUUACCUAAAUGCAGAGUAUCGUGGGAGGGAAGCCAUAUGCACCGUGUGUGCCUGGAUUCACUGAUGGGCAACACGUGGUAUAUAAACUCCCGAAUCUGCUGUUUGAAUCCUCUAAUUAACCAUUAAUGCUGCAGAGUAUACUUUGUGCAUUCUGCAGGGAAGUACUUUUCAUUGGGUACAUUGGGUACAUUUAUUAACAUGAAGAUGGUUUUUAUGUCUUGGGAAACAUGGUGGGUAUGGCAAUCCUAUGGAGGAUCUAAUCAAUGAGAAAACAAGUAAAAGAGGGACAUGUCAUGUGAGCUUCCUCCUAAACCUAAUGAACCUACAUCUCCUGAAUGAUUUGCUGGCCCCUUGUAAAGUCUUGCCAGCAUAUGGCUAAUGCUAGAUAGAAGCCAAUGACAUCACUGACGUACUAGCCUAUGACUAUGUUCUACAUUGGCUCGCACUUCUUAUUUCUGCAGAAACAUGUGUUAUUCUGUUUUUUUUUUGUUUUACUCUCUGUCUUUCUGCAGAGUUACAUCCAGAGUUUCCGGGACCAGCAGACAGGAUCCUCGAGAAGUCGCAUGACCGGAGCGCACACUGUAGUGGAUUUGGACUAUGACUGCGGUUCCCGGGUCCCUCUGACUUCAGGAGCAGCAUCUGCCGUACGGGUAUAGCACACCGAGAAAAAGAGCGGGGAGGAUAAAAUAUAUCCGAGGGGUGUUACUGGGCUCAGAUAUGGAGUUAAAAAUUGCAAACACUGUGACACUGCACAUACUGAGGAGCUGCUACAGGGCACGGCGGAUCGUGUUGCCCUUGAACUGCGCAAACGCUGAGGACAACCCAAGAUAGUCUGUAAACCAGCCUCCUGCGCAGUAUAAGCCACAAACACUGCUUCCUGCUGUACAUGCACUCAACAUUGACACCAUACAACCUGAACUCCCACCUACCUCCCCAUGAAACACCAUACACAAUGCAGAUCCCACCUACCUCCCCGCUCUUAAACGGAGACCUCUGACUGCUUCCCUAUAUGCACUUCUUACCAGCCCCCCCCCCCUUUGAGUCGAUGAAGAAGGGGCUAGCCAGACACCAAUCCUGGGUGCCUGUACCAACCAGUUUCUUUUUCUCGUGUUCUCCUUCUGUCCUGAGUGUGAUUCAGUGUCAUCUGGUGUCCAUAUUUCAUAACAGGCAGUACUGUCUAUUAGUGAAAAUCCACAAACCCCAAUGUGUAUAUAUUCCUAAAGAGAAAGAAAAACGUAUUUAACCCGUGAAAAACAUAUCUCUGCUGGAUUCAGAAGAAAUAUAAAAGGUUUUAGUGGAGAUUCCAAUUUAACAUGUGCAUUCAGGAAAAAAAGCCACAAGAUUUGGUUGGGGGGGAAAAAAACUUUUCUGGAACUUUUCAAUGGAUCUUUUUUAAAUUAUUGUUAUGUGGGUGGGUGGGCGGGUUAGAAGGUAGUGUGAGUUGCUAUGCAAGUUGAGGUGAGUUUCAUAGAUUGCAUGAUGGAACACCAUUGUUUUUAAGGUCCCACAUCUUCUACUUUCCUAGGAUCUCUCUGCUACUCUAUUUUUACAUCAGCCCUUUAAUUACGCCUAUUGUUGGUUGGAUUUACAGUCUCCCAUAUUCACAGGAAUGAUAACUGCUAACCUAACAUUCUCUUACCUAACUAACCAUCUGAUGUAGACGUGUCAUUCCAACCAUAUACCCAUGAUGUGUUGACUACAAACACUAGUCUACCGGCAGUUUAACUUAUUUAUUAUCCAUAUGCAGCAGUCACCUCUGUUUUCCUGUGAACUCUACCAAAAGGGCAUAUUGGCCAGUACAUUCCUCUCCGAAAUGUCUAGGCUUUUUCUAGCAUUGCAUUUCAAGCUCUGCUGUGCCUGCUGUUUCCUAUGCUCCGCUGUUGAGAGGUGUGUGUUACCUUUAAUUUCGAACCAUGCAUGUUUUAUGGUCGAUGUAAGACAUAGAAGAGAGAUACUGGAUGCUAUUGUGAGUGGGGGAUCUAUAUGUUUUAUGCUGUUGUUCUCAAUGAACAGAACAAGGCAUGGUAGCCCACUAAUAGCCAUUUUUUUUUCUUAAACCAGUCCUGAAGAACUCCUAUCCAUAUAACAUGUAGAGAUUGCUUGAUGCUAUUCCUGGAGGAAUUUACAUGAAUCUUUUACCAUGGGCUGUUCUUGAGGACUGUUUCAGAAGCAAUGUGCUUGGCAUUGUUAAAAUUCACAACGAUGGGUCCUUGUGUGAUGUGAUCGAAGGUUGUGUGCUUUCUUGGGGCAACAUGUUUUAAAUAUUUUUUAUCUGUGCCAAACCCCUGAUUCCAAUGUAAAUAUGAACUAAUUUCUCAUUGUUAAAGUAAUUUAUUGCAAAUCUUCACUGGACACUUUGUGGUUUAUUUUUGUUGUUGUGUGAAA
Messenger RNA from Pelobates cultripes (western spadefoot toad), 27251 nucleotides. The record is from the annotation of a GenBank genome assembly. NCBI's taxonomy places the organism in Eukaryota, Metazoa, Chordata, Amphibia, Anura, Pelobatidae.